Notothenia coriiceps (black rockcod) is the source of this 2554-nucleotide messenger RNA. It is a transcript of the gene irf2bp1, whose product is annotated as interferon regulatory factor 2 binding protein 1. Bases 738 to 2510 code for a protein of 590 amino acids. Lineage: Eukaryota; Metazoa; Chordata; Actinopteri; Perciformes; Nototheniidae. Gene Ontology annotation, molecular function: transcription corepressor activity. The transcript has 2 exons. Gene Ontology annotation, cellular component: nucleus. The record is from RefSeq and is a predicted model, not a curated record. Gene Ontology annotation, biological process: regulation of transcription by RNA polymerase II.
CUCCCUCUGAAGGGAACACAUACAUUUUAGCCUUUGCAGACCAUUUACAUGCCAAGAAACCUGUAUAACAAUACAGGAAAGGGUACCAUUUAUUGUUCAGUUUGGAUUAUUUGUUUGCUGCUUGCAUACAUUUAUGGUGUUUGUGUAACAUUACGUUUCCCCAUUUCGGUUUUUUUAAGGGGUGAUUUAUUGUUUGGGAAAAAGUUAAAUUUUCCUGCCAAAUUUGAAAUGUUAAAUCAAAGGACACAAGGAAUAGGAAGUGCUAUAACCGAGCUAUCAUUUAAAAGCCGAUUCCAGCAACUCCGAUAGGUCAGUAAAUACAAAGCAGAAUUCCCCUCCUACCUGUUUACAAUAAUCUGUCUCAUUAAGCCGCUGUGUAAACCUUCAGUUGUUCCUACUGCAUUUUAUCAUGAAAUACAAGGCACAAUAAUGUGUCAUCAAGAAAGAACUACAACUCCCAAAGUGCCCUGGGCCACAGCCGCGUAGGUGUUUCCGGUGUCUUAUAACAUUUUACUUCCUUCCACACAGACCGACACGAACAAAUCGAGAAAGAAGACGUCGCUAACUUUAAAAUACCGUCGCUAACGGUGGUGUUUUGAUCUGGUAGUUCGUAACAUUUCCACUCUAAAAAAUGCGCCAUGUGGCGAGUGGUGUGUAAGAAGUGAAUCAUUGUUAAGAAACGUAGAUUGUAACGUGUAGGCCUCCGAAGAAAGUUUGGUCGAGGGCCUGUAAACAACAUGUCCUCCGCCUCGCAGCCUUCCUCCAGACGGCAAUGGUGCUACCUCUGCGACCUACCGAAGAUGCCCUGGGCCAUGCUGUGGGAGUUCAGCGAGGCUGUGUGCCGGGGAUGUGUUAACUACGACGGGGCAGACAGGAUAGAGCUCCUCAUUGAGACUGCCAGGCAGCUGAAGAGCACACACGGAGUUUUAGACGGCAGGUCCCCCGGUCCCCAGCAGGGUAAACCCAGCUCGGUCGGGCCCCUUGAUGCAGGUCGGCAGCAUGGAGAGCGUAUAGAAAGGGGGAGGGGUGAGUACGGGGUGUCUUCUCGUCUCCCAAAUGGCCUGCACAGAGCUGACGAUGUGGGCUCGGAGGGCAGCAGACAGAGCCCAAACACCCGCCGGGCUAUAGUCGGGGCAGUUCCUAGUCUUCAUGGAGCAAUAUCUCAUGCUUUGAUAGCUCAGGGGUUAGUAGCAGCACCUCAUGGGCUUCUAACCCCCUUAUCAGGCUCCAGGGCUGGGGGCACACCAAUUGCAGCUGGCCCUAUUAUGGGAGAAGGUGGCAGAAGGCAGGUUGUGUCCCUGGGUGUGGGAGCUAGCACCUCAGCUCUGGUGGGUAUAGAUCCUGCAGUGUGGAGGAACAAUGAGGUGAUGGCAGAACUGAAUGAGGUGGCUCGCAGCCGGGUUGAAGGCUGGCCAAAUCGCCCCAAAGCAGUCAGGGAUGUUCUUGUAGCUCUCAGCAGCUGUGUCCCCUUCAAUGUGCGCUUCAGGAAAGACCAUAAUCUGAUGGGUCGUGUUCUGGCCUUUGAUGCCAGCACAACUCCAGAGUUUGAGCUGAAGGUGUUUGUGGAGUACCCAGCUGGCUCUGGAAUGAUCUUCUCAGGAGUCCCUGACCUGGUCAGGCAGAUGUUCCGUGACUCAGCCAAAGAUGCAGGUAAAGCGGUGAACUCUGGGCUACGCUAUGUGGAAUACGAGAAGCGGCAAGGCACUGGAGACUGGCGUGGGUUGUCUGAGCUGUUGAAUGAUGGUGUGCGAAUGUUUAAAGAGCCCCCCAUUCCAGAGGUCCUGCCACAGCCAGACGCAGGUUUGCCUAUGGCAGCAGCUGGACGCCCUGCAGCAGCAAAGAACACCACCCGGCGUCGCAAGGCUUCUCCGGGCUCUGAGAACGGAGAGAGCGAAGGCAGGCCUGAUCACCCGGCGAGAGAGCCCUGGCCACGAGGUGCUUACUCAGGCAUGGAGCCUCUUCCUGGCAUGGCUGCCCCUCAGGAGGGUCCACCCCGUCUACACAGCCAGCCCUCACCCAUCUCAGCGCUCAUGGGAGUCGCAGACAGCCUGAGCUCCAGUCAGAUGGCCAGAGAUAGCCCCAGCAUGUCCACAGCCCAUUCCUCCUCAGCUGGGCGCCCCACCAGCAGCAGCCCAUCCACUUCCUCCACCUCCGUCUCCCAGGCAGCCUUGGGUCAGGGUUUGAGUGCGGGGGGGCCGAGCACCAACGCCAGUGCUGGUGAGUCUACGAGCAGCUCUCAGGGCACCCUGCUGUGCUGCACCCUCUGCAGAGAGCGCCUGGAGGACACUCACUUCGUCCAGUGUCCGUCUGUCCCGCACCACAAGUUCUGCUUCCCCUGUACCAGAGGAUUUAUCCGCAGCCAGGGUCAGGGUGGGGAGGUGUACUGCCCCAGCGGAGAGCGCUGUCCCCUGGCUGGUUCCUCGGUGCCUUGGGCCUUCAUGCAGGGAGAGAUCUCCACCAUCCUGGCCGGAGACGGAGACGUGACAGUAAAGAAGGAGAGCGACCCUUGACGUCUCCAUCUUCUUGUGGUGAAUGUAGUACAGGGUUCUGAGCU